CAUUCGGUCAUGAUCAGCAAACUGUCUUCCACAUUGCUGCGCAAUGUUCGCCCCGCUUUGCGUAGUCCGGUGCGUACCUUUGAUGGACUGGGUCCGUUGGUGACUCCUCCUAUGGUGUUUAUUCCGUUUUGGGAAAAAUGUCUUCAUUGUGCGAUAUUCAUCACCAUGGUGAUGGCUUAUCCGACGUGGGUACUCUACCAUAUCGACUACUACAGAAAAGUAGUUGCAGGCGAAAUCGAGGGCAAAUAA
Soboliphyme baturini is the source of this 249-nucleotide messenger RNA. NCBI's taxonomy places the organism in Eukaryota, Metazoa, Nematoda, Enoplea, Dioctophymatida, Soboliphymatidae. The record is from the annotation of a GenBank genome assembly.